AUGUCUGUGUGCGCAGUGUGGACCGGUUCGGCUAUUAACCGACGGCCUCUCUUUCCCUCCAUUUUCUCCUCCAUUAUUCCUGCUUCUUGCAAAGUCCCCAUUCUUUCGACGCUGCGGGUAUUCAGCCUUGCACAAAACCCUGCAAUUCGGAGUCCGCUUCGUCGCAGGCCUUUGGCAUGUGUACGUUGCCGUCGGCGAAAGGUCCGAUGCGAUGGAGCAGUGCCGGCCUGCUCCAACUGCGCUAAAGCCGGCGAAGAGUGCUUCGAAGGGCGGGCGGCAUCCGCGGUGUCCAGGAGCCGGCUUCACUAUCUCGAGAAACGGGUGCGUGAGCUCGAGGGGCCUGGAGACAAUACCCUCAUGCCGCAGACCCCCGAGCUCUCGGACAACAACCGAAAUGUCUUCGCUGAUGGUCAGUCCAACAAUCCAGGAACAGCGCCUGUUGCAGGGAAUCCCUCCUUCAGCAAUGGACAGACACAGACGCCUGUUGGAGAGUCGCCGGCCGACUCCAUAUCGAGUCAGAUCACCCGUCACCAGCCCCUGGCCCAUGAAGUCGGCCUCCUAUCGCUUUCCAACACUACAGACCCAAAAUAUCUGGGGCCCUCGUCUGGUAUAACUUUUGCACGUCUGAUAUACGAGAGUGCUCCACAAUCCCAAGGUCUGCCCCUGUCGUUUCUCCGAGACCAGGAGCAGCAGCAGCAGUAUAAUAUCGUAAACCCAAAGCAGACUGCACUGCCUGCAGAUAUUACUUCAAUUACCCUUCCUCCUCUUGCAGAUUGCCAGCAGUAUGCUGAUGCCUUCUUCGAUGCUACGCUUUUCUUCCCGUUUAUCUCACAGGACGCCUUCUACCUGCUCCUCGACCAAGCUCAACACUUCAACGAGACAUCGAAAUGGGACAGCCUCCUUCCAAUCCGGCUUGCUUCGGCGCAGCUUCUCCUAAUUUUGUCACUGGGGGCCCGCUUCCUCGAGACCAGACUAGGCGCUGAUUACUCUUCGUCUGGCUUGUUUCUGUCGGGGAUGGAACACUGCGCGAAUCUGAAUCUUCCAGAAAGUGUCGAAGGGGUUCAGGUUCUCUUGCUGAUGGUUCUGCACAGCUUCUACAAUCCAGAGGGGCUGAAUGCCUGGUAUCUGCUGCAUACAAUCAUCGCGAGCUGUCUGGAUCUAGGGCUUCAGCGUCGUGAUAGCAAUGGGCGUGAGAAGACACAGCUCGUACGUAGCGCCGUCUUCUGGUCAGCCUACUCGAUGGAUCGCACACUCACGACUAUCCUGGGUCGGCCAUUGACACUGCGCGACGAGGCCAUAGAUCAGGCAUUCCCCGGACUUGAGGGCAGUGAUGAAGUCGAGGAGGCAGCGAUACAGUGGCACCAAAACAAUACCCAGCCAAAUCAACAGGCCCAAGAGAUAAUAAAGUCACCUUACGUAGCUUGCGUCUACUCUCUCCGCUUCGACAGGAUAGUUGCAGAGAUAAAGCUCAUGAUCUACCGCGUGUCUCGUUCGCCCCGGCGAUUUCCCUGGCCGACGAACCUGGACUCCUGGCAACAAGAGACCGAAGAAUCCUGCGUAAAACUUCUAUCUGAGAUUCGGAAUUGCCAGCGAGGUCGUCCUAGAAGCGAGACAAACUCCCUGUCAGGAACAACAGUGCAGCGACUGGAGCUCAAGUACCAUCAAUGUAUAAUGUUACUCUACAGGCCGAGCCCCCAGCUGUCACAUCCCAAGUCAAAUGCCAUACAAGCGUGCUUUAACAGCGCAAUGGCCAUUAUCCAAAUCAACGGAGAUCUCCACCGCUUCUCGAAUAUGGAAUGCUCCUGGCUGUCAGCCCACUCUAUUUUUGUCGCGGCAAUUACCAUGCUCUACUGCCUUUGGACCUACCCUGCUGUUCGGGGUGCAACUCCCAUGGCAGAGUGUUUAUCCCGCGCAGAGAGGGCUCUCCAGCUUCUUACCUGUCUCAGUCAGUGGUGGUCAGUAGCUCUCGAGCCGUGUCAGAAACUUUCACAUCUAAUAUCUCUAACCCAUGAACGUUCUCACGGUGGAUUGGACAGCCUCUCUGGUCUCGGACCGGGUGGUCUGCAGGAGGGAGCACCGGACGCGGUCAACUUUGUACCCCCGGACGACGGUAGGUCGUUACUGAUUGAUGAGCUUGGGAUCCUGCGAGAUCUCUUUGACCUUGGCUGGUUGAAUGAAUGGAGUCUUGAUACCGCACCGCCAGCUUGGGAUUCUGAUCAGCUCAUGGGACUUUGA
Messenger RNA from Aspergillus versicolor CBS 583.65, 2235 nucleotides. RefSeq names its product fungal specific transcription factor domain-containing protein. The transcript is spliced from 4 exons. Bases 1 to 2235 code for a protein of 744 amino acids. Gene Ontology annotation, molecular function: zinc ion binding; sequence-specific DNA binding; DNA-binding transcription factor activity, RNA polymerase II-specific. Gene Ontology annotation, biological process: DNA-templated transcription; positive regulation of transcription by RNA polymerase II. The record is from RefSeq and is a predicted model, not a curated record. Lineage: Eukaryota; Fungi; Ascomycota; Eurotiomycetes; Eurotiales; Aspergillaceae.